AUGAAGAUUGUGAUAUUUUGUGCAUUAUUGGUCAUAGGUGCCAUAAAACCAGUUUAUACAAUUUAUACAAUUGACGAAUAUAGACAAACUAGUUUAAAUCCUAAAGUUAUUGCAAAAAUUUUAUAUGACAUUUUAGAUGUAGAAAAAUCUGCAAAAAUGAUAAUUUCUGCUGAUCAGAAAUGCUUAUCUGUAAAAGAUAUUGUGAAUGAAUUUGCAACCUUAAAAAAUAAUGAUUUUCAACCUAUAAUUAUUACUCAAAAGGAAGUCGCUCAUUCUCAAAUUAAACUAUAUUGUUCAACACAAACGAUUUUUUCAAAUAAUCGUCAAAAAAUUAUCAAAUUUUUGCCUGCACAUAAAACAUUCAUUUACAGUCCAGAUCUAAAUGUAAAUUUCCUAUCCAGUAAUAUUGACCAAAUUUCUAGUAAUCAAAAUUUUUAUUUGGUUGAAAACGAUAAAAAUAUUCAGAUAAUGAGAAUAACAAAAUAUCAUGAAGCUCAUUGUAAAAAGGAAUUGACAGUUAUCAACUCUUUUAAUAUGGUAUCAAAUAACUGGGUUGUUAAAAAUCAGAAGUUAAUGUAUAUGAUGGAAAGAGAUUUUAAGGGAUGUAAUAUAACUUUUGGAAUGUAUGGAGUUCCAAUAUUUCUACCAAUUGAUUUAAUGUUUGGUCUUAAUCAGGAAGUUUUAAUGGCGCUUGGAAGGAAAUAUAACUUUAAGAGUAUAUUAAAAAUCAUUCAAAACAACAAAUUCGAUUCUGUUGACUAUAUGAUAGGCACAAUGCUUUACUUAAAAACGGCAAAAUUGUUAAAAUAUAAUGAUGUCUCCUGGCCUAUAGGAAGUAUUCAAGAAUUCUUUUUAGUAUCUAGAAAUACUAAACAAUUAAUUGACUUUGAGAAAAUCCUUAUGAUCUUUGAUUUGAAAACAUGGAUCCUCAUCUUAAUUUCAUUAAUUGUACCGUUAAUUUCUAUUCAAAUCAUAAACUGCUUUAAUGAGACUGUUCAAAAGUUUAUUUAUGGAGGAAAAGUGUCUUCACCAACACUUAAUAUUUUAGCAAUUUUCUUCGGUAUUCGUCAAACAGCAUACUCACGAUUCUUACCAAAACGAAGCUCUACAAGAAUGCUUUUCAUUUUGUUCAUGUUUUAUUCUUUAAUAGUACGAACAUGUUACCAAAAAUUAUCUUUUGAAUUUUUAACAAAUGAUAUUUAUGAAAAAACUUCGUAUACAAUCAAUGAUCUAAUAGAGAACAAUUAUACAUUCAUUUCCACUGAUAAAAGAUUUUUUCCUCAAGACACUGGAAAGCGAAUAAUUAAAAAUGUUAAAGUUGUAGAUUCAAAUACCUUUAUGCAUAUUAUUACGGUUGAUUGCGUUUAUAAAAAUUCUAAAUAUGGAAUAUUGAUAAAUUCUGUAAUUGAAGCACACAUUAAACCUCUAUUAAAUCAUUGUCCAUGGGUUAAAACAACAGUUCAUGCUGAAGAUUCGUUGGUUUUAACAGCUACUCAAAAUAACGAAUUAUCAGAUAUAAUAAUUAAAACAGUAAAUGGUUUAAUGAAUGCAGGGAUAUUUAAUUUAAAAAUGAAAAGUUUUUUUCGUCAUGCAAAAAAAAAUUUGAUUUCAUUACAUUCUCCAAAAGUUUUAACUCUGUAUGAUCUCUGCUUUUAUUUUGAGAUUUGGAUGGUUUCUCUCGUAUUACCUUUAAUUGUUUUUAUUUCUGAAUUCAUUAUAUAUAAAAUUCGAAGUCAAUCGAGAAUCAGAAUUAAAUAUCUAAAACAAGAAACAUUUGAAUGCAUUGAUUUCCCAAUGAAUGCUGAAGAAAUGCAAGCUUCCCAAAAUAUUCAAGAACCUGAGUUUGAAUGCAUCGAUUUACCAUUAAAUGUUGAAAAAAUGCAAGCUGACGAAAAUAUUCAAGAGUCCGAAUUUGAAUGCAUCGAUUCAAAAAUGAAUAUUAAAGAAAUUCAAGCUGACAAAAAUAUUCAAGAUCCUGAAGCUGAAGAAGAAAAUUCUAUAAAUCAUUCAGAUGCAAAAGAAAACAAUUUAAUUUCAGUAGAAGAAAAUGGGAAUGCAGAUGGAAUUAUUGCAAAUCAGUUAUCAAUUGUUGAAAAUUCAGAUCGAAUUACUGAACAUCAUUUAUCAAUUAUUGAAAACGAUACAGUUUGCAGUGAUUCAAAAGAAGGAAAUGAAAUCGAUGAUUUAAUUAUUAACGUAAAUGCUUUGAAAGAAAAAGAAAUCAACACAACAGAGGAUAAUUCCACUAAAGUGUCCAACUAA
Molecule: messenger RNA, 2262 nt
Organism: Chironomus riparius
Lineage: Eukaryota; Metazoa; Arthropoda; Insecta; Diptera; Chironomidae
Source: the annotation of a GenBank genome assembly